AUAGUCUACGGCAACUGGAACGGGCCGCACCGCCUCUACCUGCAGAGUGGGGUCCCUGGGCACAUCCGAUUCCGGGACAUUGCAACCCCCAAGUUCUCCAUGCCAUCCCCUGUCCGCACUGUCAUCGCAGCCGACUUUGACAAUGACCAAGAGCUGGAGGUUUUCUUCAACAAUAUCGCCUACCGCGGCUCCUCUGCCAACCGCCUCUUCCGGCUCAUCCGCAGGGAGCAUUCAGACCCCAUCCUGGAAGAGCUGAAUCCAGGGGAUGCACUGGAGCCUGAGGGACGGGGCACGGGGGGUGCAGUGACAGAUUUUGAUGGUGAUGGGAUGCUGGACCUCAUCCUGUCGCACGGCGAGUCCAUGGCACAGCCAAUCUCCAUCUUCAAGGGCACCCAAGGCACCAGCAACAACUGGCUGCGCAUCAUCCCCCGCACCCGCUUUGGGGCCUUUGCGCGGGGGGCCAAAGUGGUGCUGUUCACUCGGCACAGUGGUGCCCACCUGCGCAUCAUCGACGGCGGAUCAGGGUACCUCUGUGAGAUGGAGCCCGUGGCACACUUCGGACUGGGGCACGACGAAGCCAGCAGCCUGGAGGUGACCUGGCCGGAUGGCCGCGUCGUGGUGCGAGCUGUGGCCAGCAGUGAGACCAACUCUGUCCUGGAGGUCCUCUACCCCCUGGACACGGAGGAGCCACUCAUGCCUGCCCCGCUGGAG
Messenger RNA from Balearica regulorum gibbericeps (East African grey crowned-crane), 711 nucleotides. NCBI's taxonomy places the organism in Eukaryota, Metazoa, Chordata, Aves, Gruiformes, Gruidae. The record is from RefSeq and is a predicted model, not a curated record.